Messenger RNA from Chenopodium quinoa (quinoa), 1140 nucleotides. RefSeq lists its product as uncharacterized. The transcript has 5 exons. The coding region runs from base 1 to 1140 and encodes 379 amino acids. The record is from RefSeq and is a predicted model, not a curated record. NCBI's taxonomy places the organism in Eukaryota, Viridiplantae, Streptophyta, Magnoliopsida, Caryophyllales, Amaranthaceae.
AUGGCUCGGACUAUGCAGACGGCCACAUAUCCAGACUAUAGAAGCGAGGGCUCAGACGACCAAACGCCUGAGAGAGAAACGUCUGGUCAGAGAGACCAGACGGCUCUGGAGAGAUCCCCUCCGCGCGCCCCUUCGACUCCCGCAGAUUCCUUCUUGGAAGAAUGCGACCAAGGCGGCGAUGAGGCCAUCUCAGCUCCUUUGGCCCAGGAUGAGGAGGAAACGGAGAGCGACAGCUCCGCCUCCACCUCUGAAAGCAGCGAUGACCUGCCCCCGCUUGAGGAUAGCGAGGAGGAGGAGAGGAAGAAAUGGAAAGAGAAGGACGACCCCUUCAACAUCCACGUCUCUGCUAAAGACCGGCUCCAAAAGGGGGAGAAUUUAAACAACUUCACACAAAUGCACCCGUUAGGAGACGGGUAUAGAAUAAGAGUGCCGCCUGAGUUUAUAUCCGUCUGUAAAGAAGCUUUAAACAUGCUGCCAACAGAGAAGACUCCCCAGCGAUCCUCUGUACUCAUCCGCAAACAACUUGCGGAAAAAGCUGCGGCUGAGGUCAAGGCCAAGGGGGGAGAGGUUGGAAAGACGCUUGAGAAGCAACUCAAACGGGCUAGGGAGGAGACCCCCUCCGUUCUCAACAAAUCGAAGAAAUCCACCUCCGCCUCAACUCCUGGCGCCUCAGCCGGGAAUCAACAAUUACGGAUAGAGGGGCGGAUUGAGAGGCUGGAGGCGGAUCUGGAGACGGCCAAACAGCAGGCGAGUGAUGCUGAGACAGCCCAGAAGAAGGCAGAGGAGGCCCGGAAGAAGGCGGAUGAGGGCGCCAAAAAGGCUGAUGAGGCGCUCAAGAAGGCCCAGACGGACCAUGGCACACUUCAGGGUGUUUCUGAAGAGAACACCAAACUGAAGACAAAGAUCGCCUGGGCUGCCCUGUACCCAAACGCGGAUUACGGCGUCUGGGCACUGGCUCACAGCUAUGCCGAGUACGUGGUGUACUUAAGGGAUAGAGGCGAGCCAGAGCCUGACUCUUUUGAAGCCUGUGUCAACUCCAAUAACGAGCCUUCCGCGCCUCAGCUACCUGGUCCGGGUGAAGCACAAGAUAUACCCUCCGAUGAUGAGGACCAGGAGGCACCGUCUGCAGGCAAGAAGUGA